Clonostachys solani is the source of this 2631-nucleotide messenger RNA. The record is from the annotation of a GenBank genome assembly. Lineage: Eukaryota; Fungi; Ascomycota; Sordariomycetes; Hypocreales; Bionectriaceae.
AUGCGCUCUUCAGUAACCGCAAGAUUGCGUUCCGCCUCCCUUGCCGUGGGUCCUUUCAAGCCCUCUCAUAUCACUAACUCGCCUGACCUGCCCCGGACCAAAAUCGGCCCAGCCGCAGAACACCUCCACACACAGCUCCUUGAACUGUACUGGGAAGGAGUCGAGCGGGAUGUAGAGCUCAUUAUGCGCACUCUGUCCGAAUGGCGCUCCGAAGACAUCCCGCGAAUGGAGGAGGAGGAGGAUGGCAUGGUCAUCUAUGGCUACGAGACAUUUCUGGAUCAAGUGUGUGAAAGUCGGCGUAGCAAGUCCUGGGAGAAUGGGGUGUCCUCGCCCACGGCAUACACCGAUUCCUUACGAAACCGGGCGUGGGAGAUCCUUGCAGACGCCGAGAGCGAACAGCGACGAACUGCCGCCAGGAAGCUGAUUGAGUAUGAGAGUAGGAAGGACACCCUCAAACAUCGCGCGCGCAUGCUUCUCCAGGCUGCCCAAUGGCUGGACUUUGACAAGGUCGUCGAGCACCGAGAGCCACUUCACAGUGACCUCAGACUGGCCCCGGCCCAGCUGAAGUUGACCAUGGAUCCGGACACCUCAACGUUGAAGCACCACAAUGUAACCUGUGGCCAGUGCCACACAGCCAUCAGAGGCUCUAUGUUCAUCAAGAUUUUCGACCCUAGCUAUGUUUUGUGUCAGAACUGUUAUUUCACCCCACCAAAUUACGGCAGCCAGGACUAUUGCAAGAAGCUGAAAACAUGCCCUCUAGACGAGGACAUCACCGCAGAGAUCAGCCAAAAGCUUUGUACCUGCCGUCGAGGUGCACAAGCUCAAGUCGAAGGGGACGGGAGCAAGUUGUUUCCUAUGGAUAGUGACCUAGGCCCGCGACACAUUCAAUGUGGACUGACAAAUUUGGACAAAUUUCUGGCCGAGGCAAAGUUUGACUCGACGCGGCUGAAGCAGGAUAAGAACAAGUCGUUGCUGGAGAUUUCGGUAGAGAUGCUCUACGAUACUAACAAGGCUUCAGCCAAAGGGUUCAGAACAUCUGGAAACCUAAGCCAGUGGGAGUAUUACAUGCCAGAAUUUGGGUCAGAUGAGAUUCACAAGCAAGGUGGAGGAACACCUCCCUAUUUUCGCCCAGCACAACCUCAGCAUCCCUUUGGACAUGUCCAUAUGGCUGUGAGGUUUGGAACUCUUGUCUUUGAAAACGGAGUCGCCAACACCAAUGGUGGCGUUGUCAUCACUCCUCGAAACCAAAUUAACCUUCUUCCGCCAGUUAAAGUCUCAGCCACAGGUGAAAGUGAGCGGAGCCUUCUUCUAACUGGAAACGACAAGAGGGUCCUCUAUAGUCAGAAUAGGCCCCGAAUCCUAAAGCGAUACAAGCUCGUCGCGAAACAAGUGGUUGGGGGGACAUUUUGUGGAUAUUUGGAUAAGGAAGCAGAAGACCGUAUUCUAUCCCUUCUAUUAGAAGGUAGCGAAGUCAAAGGAGAAUCUCAGAAGGAAUAUAUGGGCCUACUGAUGGCCGCCUUGAAGGAAUACCUCUUCGAUUAUGUUGAUCUUCACCUGAGAGCAAUGGCUGGCAGGCUCACGGACCCAAAGUUGAACCUGGCUUGGAAUUUUGCGUCCAACAACUGCAAGGACUUUUGCGAAAAUCUCCUUGAUUGUGAUCAUAUCCAAUCACUCUUUGCCUCAACCAUAUCCAAGACAUCGACCAAACCAGCUUAUCUCGUGAGCUUUGUGACCAAAUCAAGGGGUCCUCUGGUUGUGGCUCCAUGGUCCAAACACGACUCACCAAAUGGCUUCGUGGAGGAAUACCUCCUCCGCAUACAACAUGGACGUCACGAAGACUCUGACCUGAUUGACAGUCUCUCAGAAUAUUGGUCAGACUUCGGGGCCUUCGAAAAGCCACUUUACCCUAAUCAAAAUCUAUUCCCAUGGGACUGCACCGAGGCCUACGGCGAACAUCACAUCAAAUGCGGGUCAUGUAACAUAUCGAAGCAUGUGUGGGCGUCCCCCUUUGAUGCCUGGUCUAUUAUAUCCAUGCACCUUCAGCGCGAUGGUUUUCUCUACGCACAACAUCACCCGGACAUCACCUUUGCGAAAAGCCAAAUGCGCCGAACAGAAUGGUUUCGAAACAGACUCGACCUCCUUCUAGCACAUGACAGUCUCCUCACAGCAGCCACUGCCAUGGCCCGCAGCCCUGAAAUCCGGAAAGCAACUCAAUGGUUAAGCGGGUCAGACGUUGCUCCGGGGGUCCAACGAGCGAAGUUAGGUAGCAUCCACCGAGCGCAGCCGCACAGCCAUCACUUUGACCGCUCCAAGCUCGGGCAAGGUGGAGGGAUCGGGGCACUCUUUGUGGCAGAUUGGGUCAAAGGGACACAUCAGUCUAGAAGGCACAAGUAUGAACAAAGACGAGACGAGCAGAUGAAUCGUAAGGAGACACGAUAUGAACAGUCGUAUGGGACUGCAUCUAAAAGCCAUUCCAGCGGUCGCUACUUCUCAGAGAUGCCGUACGGAAAGGCAGACGCUUGGGACUGGUCAAGGACCUCGGGUAACAUGUGGUACAUGCAGGAAUAUGCAGGAGGAUACGGGGGAGGAUACGGGGGAGGUUCAAGUGGCGAUGGGGGUGACUAUAGGGGA